AUGCACGAAGGGAUUGACAACCUGAAAUCCCUUUACGACCGUGCCGGGAAGACUUUCUCCGUCGGUCCUUCUGCGGCACAGGAUGUGUCGCGUCGUACUGCUCGACCAGACCCAGUACGUCGAUCAUCAGUUGGGAGCGGGGCUCCCAAGUAUCCCAGGACGGGGGAUAGCCGCUCCACCGGACGAGAUAACUCGUCCGACGUCCGUUCACGUCGCGGUGGUUCAACAGCUGCUCAACUAGAUAGCACUGGCCACCGCGAGAGUCCUCUAAUGGAGGUGGUGGAGGAGGAAAGACGCUCUCCACAAGAUCAUGGGGAUCCGUGUGUUCCCGAGAGCUUCUUUGAUCGCGUAACGCAAGGGUUACGCAACGAUCUCGAACAUUAG
Peronospora matthiolae is the source of this 384-nucleotide messenger RNA. The record is from the annotation of a GenBank genome assembly. NCBI's taxonomy places the organism in Eukaryota, Oomycota, Peronosporomycetes, Peronosporales, Peronosporaceae.